Molecule: messenger RNA, 5707 nt
Organism: Kogia breviceps (pygmy sperm whale)
Lineage: Eukaryota; Metazoa; Chordata; Mammalia; Artiodactyla; Physeteridae
Source: RefSeq, a predicted model, not a curated record
GGCGGCCGAGGCGGGAAGCGCGAGCGGUGGCGCCAUGGCCCGAGUGUGGCAGCAGCCGUUCCUCAACGUCUUCAGACACUUCAAGGUGGACGAGUGGAAGCGGUCCUCUAAGGAGGGCGACGUGGCCGUCGUGACGGACAAGACCCUCAAGUGCACGGUGUACCGCGUGCGGGGCCCUGUCUCUGCUGGCAAUUACAUCCAGCUCCCCAAAACCAGCACCCAGUCCCUGGGGCUGACCGGACGCUACCUGUACGUGCUCUUUCGGCCCCUGGCCGCCAAGCAUUUCGUCAUUCACCUGGACCUGUGUACCGAGGACAGCCAGGUCAUCCGAGUAUCGUUCUCCAAUUUCUUCAAGGAGUUCAAGUCCACAGCCACAUGGCUUCAGUUUCCUUUCAUCUGUGAGACUGGGACACCCAGGAAAGGUGUGGGCUCCCCAGGUGCCCGCUGGACCUGCCUGCAGCUUGACCUUCAUGACAUUCUCUUGGUCUACCUUAACCGACGCUACAAUCACCUCAAGAGCAUCAGACUGUGUGCUAGCCUGUUGGUCAGGAACCUCUACACCAGUGACCUGUGCUUCGAUCCCGCUGUCACUGUCGCUGAAGCCCGGCAUGCAAAACUGCCCAUCACCCCCAUACCUCGAGAAAUGGCAUUCCCGCUGUCAAAAGGGGAGAGCUGGCAUGACCACUAUGUCCACAUCCGGUUUCCAAGCGACAGCUCAAAGACACCCUCCGAGGCCUUUCAGAAGAGCUGUUCCCCUUCUGAGGCAGUCUUAGCGGGGCCUGUGCCGCGGCUUCUCCCUCACCCAGCGGCCUUCAGCAAGCCUGUUCAGGACAGCCUGGCCCUCAUGGUCCAGAAGCAUGGUCCCACAGCCUCCCGCCAGGCCCCCUCUGUGCCCAGGCCCCUUCCAGAAGUCAGCAUGUCCUCUGAGCACUCCGAUGUCUCUAGUGUGGGUCGCCCCAGUGGCCGUAGCCAGGAGCCCUUGGCCUGGGUGGAGCCCACUGACAAGCACGUGGCCAGUGACAGCCUUCACGUGUCUGUGCAUCAGACGACUAUGGAGCCCACGACCCCAGAGGAUGCGUCCCCACAAGAGAGCUUCCUCCCGGAUCCGGUCCUGAGGCUCAAGGGGGUCAUCGGCUUUGGGGGUCACAGCACCAAAUGGGCCCUGUGGACCCGGGAUGGGGCCGCCGUUGUGUACCCUUGCCAUGCGGUCAUCGUCGUCCUGUGUGUCAACACCCGGGAGCAGCGUCUCUUCCUUGGCCACACAGACAAGGUCUCUACCCUGGCAUUGGACGGGAGUGGUUCCCUGCUGGCCUCAGCCCAGGCACGGCCCCACAGCAUGCUGCGUCUGUGGGACUUCCAGACCGGGGAGUGCCUGUCCCUGUUCCAGAGCCCAGUCCACACCGUCUGCUCCCUCAGCUUCUCUGACAGCGGGGAGGUGCUCUGUGGUGUCGGCAAGGACCGCCACGGGCGGAUGACGGUGGUGGUGUGGGGCACGGCCCAGGUGGGGCGAGGCGGAGAGGCCGUCAUCCUCACCAAGGUGCACAGCGACGUUGACAUCCAGGCAUUCGAGGUGGCCUUUUUCGAUGAAACCAGGAUGGCAUCGUGCGGGCGGGGCAGCGUGCGGCUGUGGCGGCUGCGAGGUGGGGGACUGCGCUCCUGCCCCGUGGACCUGGGGGAGCACCACGCGCUGGAGUUCACUGACCUGGCCUUCAGGCAGGCCCAGGACAGCCACACACUCUACGUCUGCAGCCGCAGCGGCCACAUCCUGGAGAUUGACCACCAGCACAUGUCUGUGCGGCGCGCUCGCUGCCUCCUGCCCACGCAGACCCCCGGUGGCCCCCUCCCACAGAAGCAGACCUUCAGUUCAGGCCCUGGCAUUGCCAUCAGCAGCCUCAGCGUCUCCCAGGCCAAGUGUGCCGUGGGCUCCGAGGACGGCUACCUGCGCCUCUGGGCCCUGGACUUCUCCUCUGUGCUCUUGGAGGCAGAGCAUGAGGGCCCCAUCAGCUCCGUCCGCAUCAGCCCUGACGGCCUGCGUGUGCUGUCCACCACCUCCUCGGGCCACCUGGGUUUCCUGGACAUCCUGUCCCAGGAGUACAGCAUGCUGGUGCGCUCCCACGCCGCCCCGGUGCUGGCCCUUGCCACUGAGUGCAGCCGGGGACAGCUGGCCACUGUGUCCCAGGACCACACUGUCCGCAUCUGGGACCUAGCGACCCUGCAGCAGCUGUACGACUUCGCGUCUCUGGAGGAGGCCCCGUGUGCUGUUGCCUUCCACCCUACCCAGCCUACCUUCUUCUGUGGCUUCAGCAGCGGGGCUGUCCGCUCCUUCAGCCUGGAGACCACUGAGAUCCUAGUGGAGCACAGGUGUCACCGCGGAGCCAUCACCAGCCUGGCCGCCAGCCCCAACGGCAGCUUCCUGUUCAGCUCCUGCUCUCGGGGCUCCCUGGCCCAGUACCAUAGCGGCGUGCCCCGGUGCCGCAUCCUUCGUGUGGCAGCUAACGUGGUGUGCCAGGAGGCCUGCCCGAGCCCCAGUGCCCUGGUGGUCAGUGGGGACAGCCGCCUGCUGGCCUUUGUAGGUCCCUCCAAGUACACGGUGACCGUCAUGGACACAACCUCACUGGAUGAGCUGCUGAGGGUUGACAUCAGCACUCUGGACCUGGCUGGCAGCCGCCUGGACUCGGCUGUGGCCGUCUGCUUUGGCCCUGCACCCCCUGGCCAUUUGCUGGUGUCCACGUCCUCUAACAUGGUUGCAGUGCUAGAUGCCACGUCGGGCCGCUUGGUCCGGGAGCUGUCCUGUGUCCCCCCUGCGGCCUGCUCUGUCCUAGCUCUUAGCGGGGAUGGCCGUUUUCUGCUCACAGCCGCCCACCGGGCCAUCAAGGUGUGGGACUACUCAGCACAGGCCGGCCCUGGCUGCCAGGUGUACAUCGGCCACUCAGAGCCUGUGCGGGCCGUGGCUUUCACCCCUGGCCAGCAGCAGCUCCUUAGUGUGGGAGACGCCAUCUUUCUCUGGGACGUUCUGGCCCCCUCUGAGAAGUCCCCUCCGGGAAGUGUCCAAGGCUCUCCCGGGGCCCCCCCAACCUGCGAAGCUGGCUUGGGUACAAGACAGCUGGAGGACAUGGUGUCCGGGGCCAAUGGUCUUCCCCGGCAGCAGGUGCCCAUGCCAUCCCAGGUGUCCCCACCCUGGCUGGACAUCUGUGCCAGGCCCCCCAAGGACCAUGAUGGCGCUUUCUCCAUGUCAGAUGAGAGCCGUGGCCCUGAGGGUCUCCGCCAGGCCUCAGGCCUACCUGUGCUGGUGCAGAAGGAGGCUGGCAGGGCCGGUGAUGGGGCCAGGGGGGUCAAGGGGAGCCCCUGGGACCUUGGCAGGCCUCUCCACCCCCGUGGUUGGCCCAAUGCCUGCAGCACUGGAAGAGCCAGGGCCCAGCCCCCAACUCGCCCAGACUCCUAUCGGCAUUUCACAGCUCGCUACAAGGCCUCCCUGCUGGCCAAGGGCCUCUCCUUCCCUGCUGUCGGCGAUGAGCGGCUGCACCUGAAGGCCGUCAUGGGUUACAACGGGAAUGGGCGCGCCAACCUGGUCUGGAGGCCGGACACAGGCUUCUUCGCCUACACAUGUGGUCGCCUGGUGGUGGUGGAGGACCUGCACUCUGGUGUCCAGCAGCACUGGCUUGGCCACACUGAGGAGAUCUCCACGCUGGCCCUCAGCCACGAUGCCCAGGUGCUGGCAUCUGCCUCAGGCCGAAGCAGCACUGCCUCCCGCUGCCAGAUCCGUGUCUGGGACGUGCCGGGGGGCUCCUGUCGGCAGCUCCUUUCUCACCACGACACAGCUGUCCAGGCCCUGGCUUUCUCACCAGACGACAGGCUCCUCGUCACACUGGGGGACUAUGGCGACCGCACCCUGGCCCUGUGGAGCACGGCCACCUACGAGCUUGUGUCCUCCACGUGCCUCCCAGAGCCAGUACACAGCGUGGCCUUCAACCCCUGGGACGCCGGCGAGCUCGCCUGCGUGGGCCAGGGUGGUGUCACCCUGUGGCUCCUGCAGCAGCGUGGGGGUGACGUCAGCCUCCAGGUCCACCAAGAGCCCAUCCCUGAGGAGGUGGGGGGGUGCGAGCUGACCUCUCUCUGCUACGGGACCACACCCCUGCUCUACUGCGGCUCCAAUGCUGGCCAGGUGUGUGUUUGGGACGUGUGUGCCAGCCGCUGCUUCCUGGCCUGGGAGGCGGACGACGGUGAGAUCGGAGUGCUGCUGUGCUCGGGCGCGCGUCUGGUCAGUGGCAGCAACACCAGGCGGCUGCGCCUAUGGGCCGUGGGGGCCGUGCCGGAGCUGAGGCGCAAGGGCUCCGGGGCCAGGUCUAGCUCUGUGAUUAUGGAGCAUGAGCUGACCCUUGACGGGGCCGUCGUGAGUGCGGUCUUCCACGAAAGCAUGGACAUGGGUGUGGUGGGCACCACGGCAGGCACGCUCUGGUACAUCAGCUGGGCUGAGGGCACCAGCACCCGCCUCAUCAGCGGCCACCGGAGCAAGGUGAACGAGGUGGUCUUCAGCCCCAGCGAGUCCCACUGUGCCACGUGCAGUGACGAUGGGAGCGUGAGGGUGUGGAGCGUGGCCAGCAUGGAGCUGCUGAUCCAGUUCCAGGUGCUCAGCCAGAGCUGCCUCUGCCUGUCUUGGAGCCCCCCAUCCUGUGAACGCCCAGAACAGCAGCGGGUGGCAGCAGGCUACAGUGAUGGCACGCUGCGGCUCUUCAGCAUCCCCCGCAUAGCGAUGGAGCUCAAGAUGCAUCCCCACUUGGCUGCACUGACGGCCAUCGCCUUCUCUGCUGACGGUCAGACCAUCCUCUCCGGAGACAAGGAUGGGCUCGUGGCUGUGAGUCACCCUCGCACGGGGAUGACCUUCCGUGUGCUGAGUGACCAUCGGGGAGCCCCGAUCUGCACCAUCCAGAGCACGAGAAGAGAGUAUGGAGACUUCGGGGCAGAGGGUGUGGACCUGUGGCUGGCUGCUAGCGGGGACCAGCAGGUCAGCGUUUGGGCCUCCAACUGGCUGCAGGACUGCUGUGAGCUCGUGGACUGGCUGAGCUUCCCAGCGCCCGCCCUCACGGAGGUUCCCGGCUGCCUUCCGCCCUCCCUCACCGCCUUCUGCCCCUGGGAUGAGGCGCUGCUGGUGUGUGCGGGCCUUGGUGUGCACCAUGAGGUGGUCUUCUACAGCCUCCGCCAGAAGCAGGUGAUGGAGAAGAUCCCACUGCCUUUCUUGGCUAUGUCCAUGAGCCUGUCCCCUGGGGCCCACCUUAUGGCCAUUGGCUUCUCUGAGCGUGUGCUGAGGCUGGUGGACUGUGCGUCGGGGGCUGUGCAGGACUUUGCUGGCCAUGAUGACUCGGUGCACCUGUGCAGGUUUGCCCCGUCUGCUCGGCUGCUCUUCACGGCAGCCCACAAUGAGAUACUGGUGUGGGAAGUCACAGGCCACUGACCCCCAGCAGGGAGUGCGGGGUCAGGUGUUGCCCUGCUGGUCAGCCGGGCACCUGGCCUGGGCAGAGGCUUGGCUGAGAAGCUGGGUUGGCCAGGCGCCUUGUGCUGGGCCAGGAUGGCUGGGUGGGCUUCACCCCUCCACACCUGGCGGCCCAGGAGUGUGUGCAAAUCAUCAAGACCUUGAACAUGUAUGAAGUGCUUAUUGCCUCUUUUCCUUUGGGCUUUUGUUUCUACCUUGUACAGUUCAAAUAAAUGUGGG